AGUAAAACAUGUGUUCCAAAGGAAGCAUCGUUAUAAUUACAGUAGUUAUGUAUUUAACGUGUAUUAUAACCGUAAAGGCAAGUGGACUAAGUUUAGAAGACAUAGAAUUACAUAGAAGUCGGAGGCAAUUGUUGUUUCCAAAUUCAACAUUAUUGCAAUUGAACAUCGGCUUGGGGACACCAACUCCAAUUAAGACUAUCAAUUUGAACUGGGCAUUUCAAGCAAAUUUUCAGCUGCCCUGGAACAGAAGUCAAAUACCAGUUGACAUUUUUGGUGCUAACUCAGGCUACGUGAGCACAGCAAGGAAGAAACGCGAAUUAGAUAGUAAUUACGAGAAUAACGCGAAAUUAUACCAUUUCUACAAAUAUGUGGAGGGGAUGUUGAACGGUUUCGGACAAAAUGGUACGUCAUGUGUACUACGAACAUUAUGUCAGCUCGGAGCCGAACCACUUCACUCUGUAAAUAACGAGGACCUUCUGCACGAAAUAGCUACUUUCAUCCUGAAUCCACUUAACGAUAUAACGGAUCAGAAAGACGAAGACUCCACAAAUUACGUGCAAGCGUAUGAAGACGGUCGAAAUCAACUAGAUUGUCAUUUAUUAUAUAACAAUUGUACUUUAUCUUUAAUAGAUUUAUUUACAACACUUCAUUAAAAUAAUAAUAAAUGUUUUUACGUAUUAAAAAAAACCAUAUAAAAACUUAUUUAAGGUUAUUUGUAUAUCUUUCUGAUUAUUUAUAAAUCUUGGAGCUCGAAAUUCCCUCGGGGAUGUUUUUAAUAAUGUCGGGAUACUGUUGCGUCACAAUAUACAUAAUUAAUAUUAUGUAACUACACAAUAAUUGCUAUUAUUCAUAGAAUCUUAAAUUUCAUUUAGUACCCAUUUGUGAACUUGUUGUUUAUAUUAUAAAAAUAAAAUAUAUAUUUAAAAAAAAUUAAUCAUCCAAUAAAAUUGAAAUA
Molecule: messenger RNA, 955 nt
Organism: Nymphalis io (European peacock)
Lineage: Eukaryota; Metazoa; Arthropoda; Insecta; Lepidoptera; Nymphalidae
Exons: 4
Coding region: 9-653 (214 amino acids)
Source: RefSeq, a predicted model, not a curated record